CCCCUCAUUCAAUCACUCACACAUCACCAACAAAAUCAAUUGCUUCACAAUGGCCUCUACUACCAUGGCUCUUUCUUCCCCAUCAUUCGCCGGUAAGGCAGUGAAGUUCUCCCCUUCCACCCCUGAAAUCCGGGGAACUGGCCGUGUUUCCAUGAGGAAAACCACCAAGCCUGUUCCUUCUGGUAGCCCAUGGUACGGUCCUGACCGAGUUUUGUACUUGGGUCCACUUUCCGGUGAGCCACCAUCUUACUUGACCGGUGAGUUCCCUGGUGACUAUGGUUGGGACACUGCUGGACUCUCAGCUGAUCCCGAGACCUUUGCUAGGAACCGUGAGCUCGAAGUCAUUCACUGCAGAUGGGCCAUGUUGGGAGCUCUUGGGUGUGUUUUCCCUGAGCUGUUGGCUAGGAACGGUGUCAAGUUCGGCGAAGCUGUAUGGUUCAAGGCCGGGUCUCAAAUCUUCAGUGAGGGUGGACUUGACUACUUGGGUAACCCAAGCUUGAUCCAUGCUCAAAGCAUUUUGGCCAUCUGGGCUUGCCAAGUUAUCUUGAUGGGAGCCGUCGAGGGUUACCGUAUUGCCGGUGGACCACUCGGUGAAGUGACUGACCCAUUGUACCCAGGUGGUAGCUUUGACCCAUUGGGUCUUGCUGAUGACCCAGAGGCAUUCGCUGAGCUCAAGGUGAAAGAGAUCAAGAACGGUAGGUUGGCUAUGUUCUCAAUGUUCGGGUUCUUCGUUCAGGCCAUCGUGACCGGAAAGGGACCAUUGGAGAACUUGGCUGACCACCUUGCUGACCCAGUCAACAACAAUGCUUGGGCCUAUGCCACCAACUUUGUCCCCGGAAAGUGAACUUAGAGAGUGAAAAGGGAUUUGUCUUGUUCAUGUUUUUAUUUGUUGGUGUGAAUGUAAAUUUGUUGCACAAUCAAUGAAAGCAGAAUGUGAAUUUUGUGUGCUCAAA
Messenger RNA from Gossypium raimondii (Peruvian cotton), 953 nucleotides. RefSeq names its product chlorophyll a-b binding protein of LHCII type 1. The transcript has a single exon. Gene Ontology annotation, cellular component: chloroplast thylakoid membrane; plastoglobule; chloroplast envelope. NCBI's taxonomy places the organism in Eukaryota, Viridiplantae, Streptophyta, Magnoliopsida, Malvales, Malvaceae. The record is from RefSeq and is a predicted model, not a curated record. Gene Ontology annotation, biological process: photosynthesis, light harvesting in photosystem I; response to light stimulus. The coding region runs from base 50 to 844 and encodes 264 amino acids.